This is a messenger RNA of Hevea brasiliensis (rubber tree), 1101 nucleotides long. Its product is annotated as transcription factor UPBEAT1. Gene Ontology annotation, biological process: regulation of DNA-templated transcription. The record is from RefSeq and is a predicted model, not a curated record. Lineage: Eukaryota; Viridiplantae; Streptophyta; Magnoliopsida; Malpighiales; Euphorbiaceae. Bases 518 to 889 code for a protein of 123 amino acids. The transcript has a single exon.
UAGGGUUUAUGUAUAUGUAGAAACGCCAUGUUUUUUGAGCUGGAAUGAACCCAAUUUCAAAUUAUAUAUGCAUUGAAUUUUGGAAAGUGGGGGAGGAAUAAUCCAGAGUGUUUUGAUGAGACGAGGGUGUGAUGAAAGAUGGUGGGUUUUAGAGGGGGUUGGGUGGUGGUGAAGAAUCAUGUGGUUGCAUGUGCAUUGAGCUGGAGAACAUGCCCAAAGCAACAAGCAACGCUCUCAAGUCACUUGGCUCUUCCUCAUUCAUUUAUCCCCACUCCUUUGGAGUCCUUCUCUGAAAUUGUGUUGUGGUCCCUACAAUUUUUUUUUUUUAAUUUGUAUUAUCCUCAUUGGCUACCAACCCUAUACCCAAAAUACCAUAUAAAUUGAUGUCCUCGAUUCUGGUAUCCAUGCGCUUCUAUAUCCCAAGGUCUUGUCUAGGCAACCAAAUUUGGAGGGUGUGCUUAAAAUUCUCAGGGUUUAGGAGAAGCUAGAGAUUGAGUUCUUAGUUUCGAUUCUUAUAAUGGGUGUUUCUGCGCAUCCUCUCAUUGUUUCUUUGAAGGGUGUGGUCCAAGACAGUGAAGAAAUGCACCCAAUCUUGGAAUCCCAAACCAGGAGAAGGUGGCAAGUAAUGAUGAGGAAACAAAGAGUUUCUAGGAAAAAGAGAUCGAGAAAGGUGUCAAUCAACAGCGGGACACGUCAAGAGAGAUCUAGAUCAAAAGCCGCAAAUGGUAUCCGUGGAAGAGUUAGGACCCUGAAGAAGCUAAUCCCUAACAGCGAAUCUGCGGGACUGGAAGGGCUUUUCAGAGAGACGGCUGAUUAUAUUUUGUCUUUACAAAUGAGAGUUAAAGUCAUGCAGAUAAUGGUUAAGGUAUUAACAGGUUCCGAUGAGUGAACCAAUUCGUUUAUAAAGCCUAUAAUUCUCUUAUUCCUUAUUUUCUUUCUUUUAAAAAAUGUCUUCUUUAUUUGUUAUUUGUGUUAUUCACAGCCAUAUAGGAGCUUGUUUUGUAUCUCCAGAUAUGUGUUCACGAUUGUGUAGAUUUAACUACAGCUUUAUCAUUUAGUUUGUGGACAAAUGAAUUCUUCAAUUCACUAUUAUUUAAUUUC